UGAGCUUGCUUGUGACGUCGGGUUCCCACGCAGACGCUGCGGCAGCGACGGAGUGUGCUGUUCGAGGAGACUACCUUGCACGUGGUGAUCUCGGGGCUCCACCUGCGCUGCUAGCCCGCCCCGCCCAUGCCGGCUAGCCGUCCCCCUCGAGGCUAGCCCGCCCACCGAGGCUCACUCCACGCUUACACUCAACCAUUCCAGUACCUUGGGACCAAGCGACCGAGCGACGCCAAGUGCCACCUCCUUUGAUAACUCCCAUGACCUGAGGUCGUCCUUGUGACCCGUUGUGGCCUCUCGGUGACCUUGAGCUAAGCCUCACAGGCGCCCACCGGGCUCUCGAGACCUAAGCCGCCCACCCCCGCCCACCAUCUCCACCACUUAGGCGUUCCCUAAUCACGCCUCCGCCCACAGUCUUCGCGAAGUCCCACGUGUCCCGUGCGGACGGACGCCCGUGUCUGGUCCUCCUCAAGGUUCCUGACGUGACGAUGGUCGGCGGCAGCGUGGCGGGCAGUCACGGCAUCGAGGAGUUCCGUGUGGUGACUCGCGCCUCCGGCGGCGUGGAGGAGGCCGCCCCCACCGCGGCCUGCCUCGCCCUGGAGGCGACCAAGAGCCCUCUGCAGGGCGAGCAGGCGGACCACCCCGGCCUGCCGCGCGCCUGGUCCAACCCGCAGAUCUCCAGCCACAUCCGGCCGGGCCUGGAGCCGCCGCAGAUCCACACCACCACCGUCACCGACGCCGUGUUCGAGGUGGACGUCGCCCGCGGCAUCUGCAUCAAGACGUCGCGGGAGGGCUCGCCUCUCACGCCCGAGCGCCGCCAGAGCAUGCCGGACAUCGGCGUGUGCGAGAACGAGGACGUGGGCGAGGACGAGGCCGUCGUCGGCUGCAAGAUCGAGUUCCGCGUGCUCGACAAGGACAGGAAGUUUUCCGAGCCAUCUGCGCCCACCACCAUCGUGGCCAGCCAGACGCGCGUGUCUCGCCAGGAGCUGAGUGCCGUCGUGCCCGCGCCGCCCGCCUUCAACGCGGGGGCCGAGGACACGCCCGCGCCCGCCACACUCGACCUCCCCCCCAGCGCCACCGCCAAGGUCGGCGUCCUGCAGGCCAGCCCGCACGCGCUGCCCGACGAGCGCUCCGUCUACUACGACGCCCCGCCGCCGGACGACGCGUCGCAGCCCGGCCUCAAGAUCCACGCCAAGUCGACGUCGCCGCGCAGCGACGCGAACGACGAGAGCGCCAAGGGCAGCGACGCCGCCGACGCCGCCGCCGCCGCCAAGGACAAGACGGACGUUCGGGGCGGCAAGAAGGACGAGGCCCGGCGGCGGCUGGGCGUCGUGGCGCUGCCCAUCGUGCUGGAGGACCACAAGGACCGCGACGGAGAGCCGCCCACGCAGUACGACUCGGCCGCCCACCCGCCCGACACCAGCCGCUACGAGUCGGCGGCGCACGACCAGACCGCCGGCCCGACCGCGCAGGAGACGUCCCGCUACGAGACGGUGAUGGGCGCGCCGCCGCCCGAGUCGUCGCGCUACGAGACGGUGAUGGGGCAGCGCGACACGGAGCAGCGGACGCGGCACGACACGCUGUGCGAGGAGGACAAGUCGCUGACGUCGGAGCGGAGGCGCUCGCUGGAGUUCGUGCUCGAGGAGAAGCUCGACAACGACGACAUGAGGAAGAUCUCGGUGAUCAACCUGCAGGACCUGAACGCGGCCUUCCAGGUGUCCACCAUGAUGAACAGGUCGCGCACGGUCACGCCGUCGGUGUCGCCGCGAGGAACGCCUCCGCACAGCGAGAGCGGCGGCCGGCGAAGUCGCUCCUCGCGCCACCGCCGCUCCUGCGAGGACCUGCUCGAGGAGGGGUCGGAGGAGUCUUCCAGAACCAACACGCCGCGCCCCACGGACCUCCAGCCUCGGUCUUCCCUGUCCCCCGACACGCCGCGGGGCCCCGCCGCGCGCAAGUCCCCCGCCGCGCAGGAGGACUCCUCGCAAAAAAGCCGCAUUCCCGUGCCUCUCUGGGCCCGCGCCGCCAAGGACGGCGAGCCCGACAACAGCCACAACGUGCCCUCCGGAGGCAGGAGUCCGCGCUACUCGGAGGCGGAGCGCGCGGAGGCGGCGCGCAGGAUCUCUGUGGCGCUGGCGGAGAAGGUGACGUCCCCGGGCAACGAGGAGGACUCGAGCACGCGGAGCGGCGCGUCCGAGCACCGGUCGGGGCGGGACCGCGGCUCCUCGCGCGAGUACCAGCACUCCGUCAGCCAGGAGGACCACUCCGAGGACCUCGCGGACCUCACGCCGGCGCUGCGCAGACGCAGGCAGGGCGUCGAUAAGUACGUCACGGACGAGACGCAGCUCAACCUGCGGUUCCAGCGGCGCCGCACGCGGCCCAUGUCCGACGUCACACCGCCGCCGCCCGCGAUGCUGCAGACCAGGAACCGCCAAAGCAGACAGCGCGUGUCCAUGAUCGAGGCGGGCGCGGGCGGGCGGUACUUCGACGGCGGGCGGGGCGUGCCUUCUUACCUCCUGAAGCCCCAGCACGAGGAGUCGAGCGAGUCGGAGAGCUCCCACCCACGCAAGCCGCGGCCGCCCGCCUCCGAGCCGCCCUCCGCCGCCAGGGACGUCGCCGCCAGAAUCCGCCGCUACCGCCCCCUGAGCGCGGACAGCAGCGACAACUACCGGCGUCAGCAUCCGCAGCGCACCGUGUCCCCGGACUGACAGGAACCCCGGCCCUAGUCCUCGUCUGGAGGAGGUGUCCGGCUCCCAUACCCCCCCACCUGCAGCCCCCUACCGAGCUGCCACCCAUACCCCCCCUCACACACCACCCAGAAGCGCACAAACUCUCCCCCUCCCCCCGUGGUGGGCGUCGACGCAUGCAAGGUGUGCACGCAGGAGCUCAACAGCCAGAGACGGGCCUUCGACGAGACUUACCUCCCGUACCGGCAGCAGGACCUCCCUCCACAGCAGCAGGUCGUGUUCGCCACCGUGACCAAACUGAAACACAGGCGCAAGAGAAAGGUGUGUGGGUGCUGGCAGAUCUUCCAGCGCGCCCGUGGCAAGACCCUCACGGCCAACAAGAACCAGGAGAUCGCCAGAGCACGGCUCAACAUCUGCUGAAGCGAGGCUUGGAAAGCUGAUGAUCGUCAUCAUCAUCAUCAUCAGUCUUUUUUUGACUAUCUUUCCGUGUUAUUAUUUUUUCGAGAAACCUAAACGGUGCUUUUUGCCUAGUAGUCAAUGCGAUUUUGAUACUUAUGUCACAUCGAGAACCACCAGUGACCGGAAAACGUGCGGAAUUACGAUACGGAAAUAUAUAAUUACUCGUAUCCUGGAAGAUGUGUCGUCGCGAUAACGUAAAUGGUGAAAAUACAAGCUGGAAGUGUCUCUUGCAAGCCGCGAUAGCAGAGUGCAGUGCAACACCCGCAGGCGCAGAAGAAGGCAGGCGAGGAGAAGGUUCCUGGAGCCGGGGAGGAAGGGAGGAGCUCGUUCCUCGGCCACACAAACUGCUUUAGCUCAGAGUGCCACAUUUAAAAAGGGUAUUCAACAAAAAAGGUGGAAAUGAGAUUAUAGUUCAUAUAGAUAAAAUAAUAAGUGUGAUAUACGGGGGAGUGUGAUUCGGGGAUAUAUAUAUACAUAUAUACACGGGAGCUGUAUUUCUCACACUGAUUGACGGCAGCCUGGCGGCAGUGGACGCUACCGACCGCCAAACGGACUCGCUGGCCGCCAAGAAAAGAAAAAAGACUCCGUUGUCUUAGCAGUGUGAGAGGGUGCCAUGGGAGCCACACGUCCUCGGCCACCGCCACGCAGGACCGGGGCAGCGUGACGCGGGAGGUGCCGUCGUCGUCGCCGCCGCGUCGUCGUCGUAUCGUCGUCGGCGUCGGCGUCGCGUCAAAGUCGUCGGACGUCGCUUUCGUCGUCGUCGUCGUCGUCGUCGGGAACGUCACCUGCACAUGGUUGUGAUAUUUGCUAUGUACGUUUCUGUGUACCAACACUUGCUAGGUUAGGUUAGUAACUGUGCCAUCCUACGUCGCCAUAGACUCUGACUCUUGACCGGUCACGUGACUGGCCACAACUCCCACAGGUCGCAAGAGUUAUCUUUUCACUUGAGAAAGACAUCGGUUAUGAUUAUAAUAAUAAUAAUAAUAAUAAUAAUAAUAAUGAUAUUAGAAAGAAAAGAAAACUGGAAAUGAAGAAAGGAUGAGAGAAAAAAACAUUUACUUUUAAUGUACAUUAUUAUUUAGAUACGUAUUAAGGGCCUACGAUCAAAUAUGUGAUGUAAUAUUCUUUAGUGUUUUUUCUGAUCUAGGUACCUGUGUUUUCACUUUUAAAGGGUUCUGGAUGACUGUUGUAAAUUUAUCAAAAAGAAGUCAUGAGUUUUAGCCUUUGAUAUUGCUGUUAAACGAACUAUUUUUGGGGAAUUACUGCAAUAUAUACGUAUAGGAGAUAUAUAUUCUGGUGAAUCUCAAAAAUUAGGCCUCAUGCAUAUUUGCCCAGAUACUCAGUAGCCCCUUUCCACACUUUCACACAUUAAAGCUUUGUCGUUCUUCUUCUUAUGGUGAUGAUAAGAAAAAAAAAACAUUAAUGAUAAUUAAUGGUGAAUGCUGUAAGUAUUUCUAAUAACGGUGCACAUGCAGUAAGCUGAUGAUGCAUAUAUUUGAUUUUUUUUUUUUUUUUUUUUUUUUUUUUUAAUAAGUUUUAUCGUCAAAAGGUUGGGUUCCAUUUUGUUGCCCCCCCCCCUUCCCCUCCUCACUGAUCCCCGUUCCCCCACCCCUUGUGCCAUUGCCUGUGUUGCAGGUUUGUUGAUAAGAAUGCUCCCUAACUCCAAUGCAAUUCAUUUUUUGCGAAUAUUUAGAAGUGAAAGAAGUCCAAAUAUUAAAAAAAAAGAAACUUUUUUGCGACAAAAGAAGCGAGAGAGGGAGAGAAGGAGAAGAAAAGCUGGAUCAUAUAAGAAGGCGAAGAAAAUGAAAGGAAGAGAGAAAGGUAUAAGAAGAAGAAAAAUUGACUCGAUAUCGUCGAAAAUGAGCUUAAGAAUCAGGGAGACAACUAAGAGGGCAACAUUCCGCGCGAAUGUUGCCGCCUCGCUAUCAGGUCUUUCUAAGUGUCUUGGGAUCAAGUGUAAUAAUAUAUCUUGUUCGAACAUGAUAAUGAUAAGACUAAAACUAGAAACAUAAAGAUGAAGCAGCUCAAAAAAUGAACGAAAAAAUAGCUCAAUCCUAUGUAAAUUGGUUUAAAAAUCUAGUCAGACUCCCAUGCGUACCAACACUGCGGGAAAAAUACGUAUUAUUAUUUUCCACUUUCUUCACAUAAACCUGGAGGUUAUUUGUUUUUUUAACUUAUUAUUUUUGUCUAUCUUUGCAAUUGUGAGUCACUUUGAGGAAAAUCCAUUUUUUGUCGUGUUGGUAAGCCUUUCUAGUCACGAAUUUUUACCCGUCAAGAAAUAUUUUUCUUCAAAUUGUAUCUACGCAGUGUAAAGAAUGUGUGAUGUGCCCUUUUCAUUAAACAAUGAAACUAAUUCAGUUAGCACAACAUUUUGAGAAAAAGAAUUGGUCAACAAAAACAAUACUCAAAGCACCUUGGUCUAUAGAAAACGGAAUACUCCAAAUACAACAGGGAAACUAAUACAAUAACCAACAGAUUCUUGCAGAAGUAUUGUAUAAAGUCCAGCUACACACACAGCCUUGGCAGGGGUUACAGGGAGUUCUUGGCAGGGUUGAGAACGACAGGAAGCCUUCGAAUUAAGCUUCAAAUCUCAGCCCUUCCGAGGCUUCACUCCACGCCUGUCACACGUAGGCAAUUAUACACCCGUUCUCCUUAUUUCGAGGUUGUAACAAAGACGAAUAAUACAUUUUAUAUAUAUAUCUGGAUGUUAAGGUUGUAAAAUCAUUGUAAUUUUUUCCCCAAUUAACCAAUUCAUUGUGAUUUUUUUUCUAUUCAUAAUUUAACUCGUCGGUUUUAUUAUAUAUAUAUCGGGAAUGACCCUCGUUCUUUUCUCUGAAGACUUAUUUUGUAAAAUGAAUAAUGAUAGUGAUAAUACUACUUCCUAACAGCUAAACCUUGCGAAGGUGCUUGACAACAAUUCUUAAAGGACUGGAUUGAGACGCGUCGACAAGUGAAUCUCAGCUGAUCGAGUGAAUCCUGUUGAUAAAUGAUAAUAUAAAACGAUAACUGAAAUGCUAAUAGUCAUACGCUAGUCACUAUUGGGUAUGGAAGUGUCUACAUUUAAAGAAAAAAUGUAUUUAUCAGUCAAAUGGUUAAUAAUAAUGAUGAUAAUAAUAAUGAUUAUGUCUGGAAUGAGGUUAGAUAAUUUUUUCUCUGUUUUAAAUGCCUUGAUUUUUUAAACAAAAAACUUUAGACUAGUAGAUAUUUUCUGUGCAUCUACUCGAAUCUCAUUUAUUAACCUCCUUUCUACGAGAAAGAACUUUUUAGCUUAAGAAUUAAACGUAAAACAAAAUACAAAAAAAAUAAAAGAUAAAAAAUGAAGUCAUCUCACUGCAUUUGUGGCUGUAAGCGUAAACUAGAGGAACCGAUUCAUUAAGGGAAAUGAAGAAAUUAACCUUUUGUUUUAAAAAUAAUGAAGAAUCAAAAGCAGAUUGCAUGCAAAAAAAUAUAAAAAAAAUACUUCACUUCAUUUUCUGCUAAAAUCACUCUGUACACUCUCCUCCCUACCCAGACCACCCGACCCACCCCUCCCCUCCCCCUGCCCUCCGCGGGUGGGGGGGGGCGGGGCUAACGGUCACCCAGUGUUCUGAACAUUAAUACUCUUUUAAGACUCCUGUGUCCCCUGUGCGUGUUUUAUACUGACGAGUUGCCUCUUGUUGAAUCAGAGCUUUUUAUUGGUAGAGCUUUGUUUUGUCUCUGGGAGAGGUAAGGAAGCUCUUUUUCACUAAGCUCUUGCUACAGAAGGGUUUUAAAAGUCGAUUGAUCUCUCGGGAGAGCUUGCGACUGUGAUACAUCGUGGAGAGCUUUUUUUUUUUUUGUUUUUUGUUUCCUCUUUACUUGGAGUGAAGAAAAUGAGUGGGAUAGAAGAACUGAGAAAAGAAGAAGAAGAAAAAAGUAAGAACAAAAGUGGAGCUUCCUUAUGUCUCCCAGGAGCUUGAUAGAGCUUUUGUAGUGCGUACUGGGAGGUCUGUUUGAGUCUCGACAGGAAAGAAAGAGACCUUUUGAAAAUGAAGAAUAAGGAAAUAUAAAAAACGAGGAAUUUCUGUGUUUGUAUGGAGGCGGAGAUAAUACUCAAGCAGAAGAGCGCACGCGUACCCCGGUCGAGCUGUUCCUCGGGCGCUGCUUCGAGACAGACGCGAAGCGAGAUGCGCAGAAACCGGCGGGAAUCUAGAGCCGUUAUUAUUAUUGUUUUGAUUAUUAUUGUUAUUAUUUUUAAAAAUUCCCCUUCGUCCCUCUUUCUAGAAACCCAUUGGUUGGCUCUGCGCGAUGAUAAAUAUAUAUAUAUAGGCACAAUUACACCGGGUGAAUUAGAGGUAUUGUUCAAAAGGAUGAGUCAUAAUGACUCGGUAUGAGACGAUAACAAAGGAAGAACAGGAAUAUGUAAAAAUGAAGAGAGAAAAGAAGACAUAGAUACACUGACAAUCACCUUAAAAAAUACCCGUAGCACUAACUUUAGUCUUAGCAAUUCAAAUAAUUGUGCCACUGAUUCGAAGUUUGAUUCGAAGCAAUGUCCGAGCAGAACAGAUUGUCCGAAUAAGCGUUUCUUUCAACGGUGUGUGUCCAUGCAAAAAAAGAAUAUAUAUUUCGUUCAAUAAGCCUUACAUGGGUGAACCUAGUAUGCAGCAGCAGCAAACAGAAACAAUUAAAUAAAAGAUUUAAAAAAAACAUUAUAAAAAACGAUAAAAUGUUUAAAAAAAGCUUCAUUAACUAUUCCAGAAUGGUUCAGCGAGUAGACUUAUUUUUUGGCGAUACCGAUAUCAACUGACAGAUUGCCCAAGUUUCUUUACCAGUGCGCUGUUUACGGCUUCUUACUGUGUUUCAUUUACGAAACUAACUUUUAUUUAAUUUUUUUACUUAUUAAUGUGGUUACUGGCCGUCUGUACUAUAAUGUCCAGAUUGUAUAUUUUUGUUCCGUGUACUUAGAUUGUUAUUUACAAUUAAAUUAUAGCAAUGCCUUCUA
Messenger RNA from Penaeus vannamei (Pacific white shrimp), 8100 nucleotides. NCBI's taxonomy places the organism in Eukaryota, Metazoa, Arthropoda, Malacostraca, Decapoda, Penaeidae. The record is from RefSeq and is a predicted model, not a curated record.